Messenger RNA from Paramormyrops kingsleyae, 3600 nucleotides. RefSeq names its product RNA-binding protein 27. The record is from RefSeq and is a predicted model, not a curated record. Gene Ontology annotation, cellular component: nucleus. Gene Ontology annotation, molecular function: RNA binding; metal ion binding. Lineage: Eukaryota; Metazoa; Chordata; Actinopteri; Osteoglossiformes; Mormyridae.
CUGCGGCGUGUCUCCUGUAUCUGGCCGUUCGCUCCAGCUGGAGGGGCAUCCGGCUGCUGCGUGUUAGCUUAGCUAGGCCGCUGAUGGCGGUCUCUGAGGAGCUGGUGCUUAGUGAUCCGCUUAGUUAGCUGGUCCGAUCUGCUGGAUGCUCACGAUGGACUUUGAUCUGUCCUCAUGCGAGUCGGGCACCCGGAGGCAGGGACGGCCACCUGGCUGCCCUGCUGCUAGCUAUACGCACCGUAAUGGUAUAAAUCACCACCGCGGCUUUUUCGGCCAUUCACAGAGUCCGGAAUGUGAUGCAGACCCCUCGGCAUUAGCCAACUAUGUUGUUGCUCUAGUUAAGAAAGACAAACCGGAAAAAGACUUGAAGGCCCUUUGUGCUGAUCAGUUGGAUGUAUUUCUACAGAAAGAGACGACCGGCUUCGUAGAUAAACUCUUUGAAUGUCUGACGACAAGAAACUACUUGGCGAACACAGAGGUGAAAGAAGUGCAGAAGUUGGAGACCAAGUCAUCGGCGCCAAAACCAGAGGAGAAGCAGGAGAAUGUAAAUGCCGAGGAAGACCGGGAGGCGAGGAGGAGGAGGAGUCCGUUAAAAAACCGUUCGGACCUUAAUGAGUCCAGGACGCGCGAUGAGCGCAGGAGGGAUGACCGUAAGCGGCGCAGUGGCGAGUCCUACCGGGAGCGACACGAGCGGCGCAUGGGGACCAUCCGGGGGCGGAGCUACAGCCGGAGCCGCAGCCGGAGUGGGAGCCGGGGCAAGAGCGGGGACCGGGAGCACGGCCGGGGCAAAGAGCACAGGUCCAAGUUCGAGCAGGAGAGGAAGGACCAGGAGGGCUACACUCCCACCACGGCGCCCCCUGCUGGCAGCUCCCUGCCCCCUCCAGCGCUGCACCCCCUGCUGCCGCCUCACCACUCGCUGUCCUCAGAGGCCGCCGUCACUGCUGUCCCCAGCGCUGUUACCGUGGUAGCGCCCGCGCACCUGCCCGACGGCACCACCGAGAGCUGGUCCAGCUUCUUCCCUCCCAACCACGGCGAGGGCAAGCAGUUCAGCAAGAGCGCCGCGCCGAAACGCCGCUGCCGCGACUACGACGAGAAAGGCUUCUGCAUACGUGGGGAUCUGUGCCCAUUUGACCACGGCAAUGACCCGUUGGUAGUGGACGACGUCACCCUGCCCACCAUGAUCCCCUUCCCGCCCCCACCUGGAAUGCCACCCCCCCGGGCCCCCAUGCCCCCCAUGAGCAAGCCUCCACCAGGCAUCCGGCUCCCGCUGCCCCCCCACGGGCAGCCCCCCCUGCCUCCCCUCUUCCCCAUGCCAGGGCCGCCUUUAAUGCCCACAUGUGCGAUAGAUGUCCGCGAGCACUCUGGCACGAAUCGGAUGUCUGCCCUGGCACUGCCGGGGGUGGGGGCGCCCCCCACCGCGUCGCACCCCCAGUACCCUCUGCCAGAGUAUAACUACGAGCAGGAGCCGUACAACCCUGAGGCUCCGGGCAUCACCGUGUCCAGUCGGCCCCAGUACCGGCACUUCAUCCCGCGUAUCCAGACCCAGAGGCCCAACCUCAUCGGCUUGACCUCUGGGGACAUGGACACUCAGGGUUCCCGAGCCGCCAACAUCGUGAUCCAGACAGAGCCCUCGGUGUCGGCCGUGCCCUCUGCCCCCCCCCGAUAUGGCAGCGACCAGGAUGGCAAAAAAAGGCCCCUCAGCUCCUUGGAGGCCCCCCCAGCCAAGAAGCCCUGGGUGGGCAAACCAAACUUCAACAACCAGCACAAGGCCGGCUUCCAGAAGCGGACACAUUACGCCAACACUAAGCUGGAGGUCCGUCGGAUCCCUCGCGACCUCAACAACAUCACCAAGUUAAACGAGCACUUCAGCAAGUUUGGCACCAUCGUCAACAUUCAGGUGGUGUUUGGAGGUGACCCAGAGGCGGCGCUGAUCCAGUACACGGCCAACGACGAGGCCCGGCGGGCUAUAUCCUGCACGGAGGCCGUGCUCAACAACCGCUUCAUCCGCGUCUACUGGCACCGGGAGAAUAGUGAGCAGCACGCGGGCCAGAGCACGGGUCCAAGCGCUCCUGCCGGGCCCCAGCACGCGGGCCCCCACAAGCCUGUAAACAAACAGCAUGGCCCCGGCCCCUACGUGCUCUACAAGACGGCCAAGCACCGCCUAGGGGGCGCCGCGGGGAACCAAGCGGAUCCGCUGCAGCCUGCGGCAGACGGUUCACCGGCCAUGACUGCGUCUGCGACUCUGCAGAAGGGAGCCUACGGCUCGCCGGCCAACAGGACGCCCCCCAAGCCCUUGGGGAAAGUGGGGAAGGCACUGGAGGCCCAGGAGGCUCUGAAGAAGAAGCAGGAGGCCCUGAAGCUGCAGCAGGACAUGAGGAAGAAGAAGCAGGAGAUGGUGGAGAAGCAGAUCGAGUGUCAGAAGGUCUUGAUAAACCGUCUCGAGAAGAACAAGAACAUGAAGCCAGAGGAGAGAGCAGAGAUCAUGAAGACCCUGAAGGAGUUGACCAACAAGAUCUCCCAGCUGAAGGACGAGAUGAAGCCACCCUGCAAUUCUGCGGCCAAGUCUGCUCAACCCAAGACCAAGACAGACGCACAGAAGGAGCUGCUUGAUGCAGAGCUGGAUUUCCACAAGAAGCUGAGCUCUGGAGAGGACACCACAGACCUGAAGAGGCGCCUCAGCCAGCUCCAGGUGGAGGCUGCACGGUUAGGCCUGAUCCCGGCUGGACGAGGCAAGGUCACCCUUCCUCGGGGGCGGGGCCGGGGGCGGGGCCGCAGCUUGAGAGGCCGAGGCGGGGGUAACCACAUGGUGGUGGAUCACCGUCCCAAAGCCCUGGCCAUCCAUGGAGUGUCCAGAGAGGAGAAGGACGAGCUGAUGUGCCACUUUGUGAAAUAUGGGGAGAUUGAGGAGCUGCGUGACCACGAUGCCACCAGUGUUGUUAUGACCUUCAAGACGCGGAGUGACGCUGAGAAUGCUGCAAACCAAGGUGCCAAGUUCAAAGGUCGCAGUCUUCAGAUGUCAUGGUACAAGCCGAAGACUCCGUCCGUGUCCACGGAGCCGGAAGAGGAGGAGUCCAAGGAGGAACUGAAUGAGGCCGAGAGCUCCCUGCUGCUCCCAGAGGAGGACGAGGAGGACGAAGACGAGGAGGACGAGGAUGAGAGCCGCUCCUGGAGGAGAUGAAUUGGCUCUGAACGUCGACCUUUUUUGUGAAAAGGACUCGAUUAUUUUUUUAAAACUUUACCUGUAUUUAAUAAGGUGGAAAUCACUUUUUAAAGUUUCAAGUUUUUUGAGACGCGAAGGGCGGGAUAUACUGUAACGGCUGAGUGCGUCUCCCGGAAGCGGCGCUUUAACUUCGUACUAAAGCAGUCUGCAAGUAACCUCCGAGUUUUUACUGUGUCCGCAGAUACAGAUAAAGCAGAACUUUUUUUAUUUUAGUCUGGGUCCGAAUUUUUCAGUUUACCCUCAGUUUUCAAAGAGCCCACGUUCCCUGUAGUUUGGUUUGAGUCUCACCCAACAUCUGCCACUAUUGUCACAGGUUUUAUUUUAGAAAUUAAAACUUGUUCAAAUGUAUAUAAAGGUUAAAUACACAAACUGAGUCGUGA